Capsella rubella is the source of this 3453-nucleotide messenger RNA. RefSeq lists its product as uncharacterized. The transcript has 7 exons. Lineage: Eukaryota; Viridiplantae; Streptophyta; Magnoliopsida; Brassicales; Brassicaceae. The record is from RefSeq and is a predicted model, not a curated record. Bases 702 to 3245 code for a protein of 847 amino acids.
UCUCUCUCCUCUCUCACUCUUCGCUCUCUUCUCUCGUCACAUCAAUCCACACUGUGAAGUAUCUGUUUUUUUUUUCUUCUUUUCUUUUCUUUUCAAGUUUCUCUGCUGCUGCGUCUGCACUUCUAUUGCUCUGUCUUCUCUAACCCAAAUCCCAAAUCACAAAUCUUUAGAAAAAAUCUAUCAACCUUACUUCGUCCUCGUUUGAUUUAACCUUUUCCCUGAUCUGAGUCUGACCCAUUUCUCAAGAAUCUCUCUUUCUUCUAAAAGAUUCAUUGGUGUUUUAACCUUUUCAUCGAUUCCAAUUCUCAAUUGCUGUGUUUGGGGAACACAAGACCCCCUCCCUAGUGUGUUGGUCGCUUUUAGGGCUAGAUCUUCUUGUUACGACGCUAAAGUUUAGGUUUUUAAAUCGAUUUUGUGCGUGAACAGUCCUCUGCAUUUCUGGGUUUUUGUUCCCGUUGUCAAAAUUUUCGGAUUUGGUUCAGUUCUCUACAAGGGUUUGUGGAAUUAACUCAAAUCGAAUGAGCCCUUAAGUUAAAGUUGAAGACUUUGGCAUCUGAAGUUAAAACGAUAGCUAUGUUCUCUAUUAUUCUGUGGUGGCCUCAUCUGAAUGUAGAUAAAACCUGAACUGUCUUAAUCUUCAUUUAGUUCAGCUGAGAGUUGGGUGAAUUAUUGAGAUUUUAUGCAAUUUUUGAUGAAACAAAAUGGAAGUUGUUGAAAGGAAACGAUCCAGAGGAGGGUUUUUUAAUUUAAUUGAUUGGCCUGGAAAAUCUCGUAAGAAGCUUUUCUCUUCCAGCAGCUCGGAACUCUCAGAAUCAAAGCAGACAAAACAGACUACGCAAAACCUCUCGAAGUCAAGGGUUUCUCUUAUUGAGGUUGAUGAGAUUGGAAAGAGUACAAGUUACAACCCGAGAAGUGACUCGAGCUGUUGUGCAUCUUCUGUUACCAGUGAUGAUGGACAGGGGACAAGAGCCCCAAGUGUGGUUGCAAGACUUAUGGGUUUAGAGUCUCUACCUGUACCAAAUGUCCAGGAACCUCGAUAUAAUCCCGAUCUUGAUCCAUUUUCCCUCAGAACUUCACGAAACACCAACAGAUGGGAUGCAUAUGAGAAUCUUGGUUAUGUAAAUCUCCGUAGUGACUAUGAUGGUAUUUCCUGGGACCAUUUGGAUUCAAGAACGAAUAAUGGCCGCAACCAACCGAUUGAACGGUUUCAAUCUGAGACUUUUCCUCCCAGGUCAGCUAAACCGAUAUGUGUUACGAACAAUAGACACCUGUCUCCUAUACGGAGUCCUGGGUUUGUCCCAUCCAGGAACCCUAUUUAUGUAAUGGAAGCCGCUUCAAGAAUGAUUGAACCAAGUCCUAGGAUUGUUGCUAGAACACGGUUUUCACCAUCUAAUUCUCCUUCAUCAGUUCCUAUGAGGAUUCAAGAUUUAAGAGAUAAAUUAGAAGCUGCACAGAAAGUGUCUAGCCGUCAAAUCUCCAAUGAUACCUUCAACCUAAAGAACCCAAGUGCAAAGCACAACGAGAAGAGAACCUCAACAUCACUCACGACACCCUCAACUAGUAAGUUCAUGGGAAAUAGCAGUUCUAAUGGUUUGAAGGGUAAAGUGAAGCCAUCUUAUGUAUCCGCACAAGCAAAGGCCAGUACAACGCCCUUAAGUGUCACCAGAAACUCUGGAAACCAAAAGGAGAAGGCAGAAGCUAAAAAGUCCAUUGUCAGAAGCCAGAAUGGUCUUAGAGGAGCUCACAUUAGCAUGGGAAAGAGUAUGCUUAAGCAGAAUAACCAGAAACAGAACUGCAGAGACAACCAACCUUCAGUGACCUCUUUUUCGAACCAAAAAAGCAGCAAAGUAAAUACCAAAGUUGUAAACAAGGGUCCAGUGGAAAGUGGAUCGAUAUCAAAGCAGUCGGGCUUAACUACGGCCUCGAUGGAAAAGAAUACUUCUUUGUCUUUGUCACGCAAAAAGACUCUUCCACGCAGCAAAAAGCUCCCAAAUGGGAUGCAAAAAUCUGGUAUCUCUGAUGAUAAACUGACCAAAAGGAGUGAAAAUUUGAUCAAGUGUAACAUCACCAUUGAUGGUGGCUUGAGCAAAGGCAAAGAUGAUAGGAAAAAGGAAAUGGAUGUGAUUUCGUUCACAUUCUCAUCCCCCAUUAAAGGUUUAUCAUCUGAUUCACUAUCUUCCACCCAAGGAAUUGAUCAAGACACAGACUCUGCAGUUAGUUUCAAUGUGAUUGGUGGCGAUUCCUUAAAUGUUCUGUUGGAGCAAAAGCUCAGGGAGCUGACAUCUAAGCUUGAGUCUUCUAGCUGUAGCCUGACCCAAGAAGAGUCUUCAUGUUCCUUUCCAAAGGAUGAGGUGGACGGGAUGAUUUCUCAAAACGGUCUGGAUAAAGUUUUACCAGAGAGUGAAUCUGUUUCUGACUGCACUUCAUUCUACGACAAACAAAAAUUCCAGAUACAAGCAGAAGAGAACGACGUUAGUAGCAUUAGCACUGUGACGGAAUCAGAUGAUCUCAGAAGCUCCUGCAGCAAGGGUUUCUCAGAUUGCGGACAGGCUGUAGAAUAUGGGACAGUACAGUCCUCAUCAGAUCAAGAAUUCACCUGGGUUUCAUUAAAUGAGUCGCACCAAGUACAUGACGAGUUUGAGCUCUCAGAAUCUGUAAUAACACUUACUUAUUCAGAAGCCGAAGAAAGACUCGACUGGGAGCUUGAGUACAUAUCUGAGAUCCUCAGCUCUGACCAACUGAUGGUGAAAGAAUUUGCUCUGGGGAUGGCUACUGACAUAUUACCUGCGAGUCUCUUUGAUGAAAUGGAAGGUAGGGGAGAAGCAACAGCAGCCAAAAUCAACAGAAAAACACUGUUUGAUUUUGUCAAUAAUUGCCUAGUGCUCAAGUGCGAGCGAAUGUUUAUGGGUAGCUGCAGAGGGCUAUUAGGCAAAGGUGGGUUUUUGUUUGAACAAAGAGAUUGGUUAGCAGAAGAACUGAACAGAGAGAUUCAUGGGUUGAAGAAGAUGAGAGAGCUUAUGAUGGAUGAGCUUGUUGACAAAGAGAUGAGCAAUUUUGAAGGGCGAUGGCUUGAUUUCGAGAGAGAGACAUAUGAAGAAGGCAUUGACAUAGAGGCGGAGAUAGUAUCGACGUUGGUUGAUGAUUUGGUUAAUGAUCUUGUCUCAGGUACUCAAAGAAGAACAUUGAGACAAAGGGGAGGCUUAGUUUCUGCUUUAGUAGAGCCUGAUCUUCUCACGGUAUUCUAGAUGCUUCUUCUGAUAGUUUCUUUGACAUGAGAAUUGAGAUGAAGUGUAAGUAGCCAAUAUCUUGGACCAUUCUCCCACGAUGUAAUUCAUGAGCAUUCCUUCGUUUAUGUUUCUACUUUUAUCAAGUGAAAUGCAAAUAAUAGGACAAUUCUCCUUCAUUCGUUCUGAUGUAAUAGUAUGUAUUAGGUAUGAAUCUUGCUUCCUCCAA